UAUUGCUGUGAUAUAUGUAAUUCAAGUUAAAAGACCGUAAGUAACCUGCACCACCCGAGAUCGAGGAAAAUUGAAGGUGUUAUAGUUUGUACUUUGUAGGACGCUUCCGGUUUAUCAGUGCAUAUUAUUGUGAUAUGCCACGUAAUCAACCAUUCAAUAACGGGCAAUGGCUAAUUGCUGUUUGCACAAAUUUAACUUCUUAAAUACCAGUUGCUCUUCGUUAUACAACCACUUUGGCUUCACUGGGAUAGCUACAAUAAACGCAAGCUUUUGUUUAACUUUAUUCAACGUCUUAUUCCCAGCAUCAUGGAACAUCAUAUUCCACGAUUGGUCUUCGAGUUUUCGGAAGAAGCAUGGAAACAAAGCAUUGGCGCCCUCCACAACCAAGGCCAAGCAGGGCAGACGCAGACCCUCCAGUUUUUGCAGGCUCUUCAUCUGGAGGGAUACGAGAAUCGCUUUAAAACCGAUUAUGAUUAUUAUCAAGAAAAUUUUACCACCAAGUUAACUCCAUUGAAUCAUGAUCAUCUGUUGGUACUGGAAGAAGAGCUCGAUCAAAUUGAUGAAAUUGCUCAUCAAAAUAUGAAUGGUCUGUUGCAAGUGUAUUUCGAAGAUGUGGACCAUGUACCUUACGUGAGUAGCCACCGCGCCCUUGCUACAAUUCACACCAACACGGGCAACAACUAAGGGCACAUCUGCAUGUCCGGAGUUUUAUAAACCUGUUUUUAGUUUAUGGAUAACGAGUGCGCCGAUCAGAGAGUUGUAUUAGGUGUUAGUUAUACUUCUGUACUGUUUGAGCCGGUUUGAAGUACUGUUUGAGCCGGUGAUGGGUGAUGGGUUUUUCUAAACUUAACUGUAUACUCGUAUCGGAGGUUUUGGGUUUUAAUGCCGGGAGACGAAACGCCCGUAAGUAAAGAAAUCUACAUACGUAAGUAUAGGUAAUAAUACCCUGUCCUGUCAUUUUUAGCGGCUAUAGGAUCCUUGCUAUGUAAGUAAAUGUCAGGCAUGCACGCCUGGAUAGGGAUGAA
Paramacrobiotus metropolitanus is the source of this 1025-nucleotide messenger RNA. RefSeq lists its product as uncharacterized. The coding region runs from base 307 to 684 and encodes 125 amino acids. Lineage: Eukaryota; Metazoa; Tardigrada; Eutardigrada; Parachela; Macrobiotidae. The record is from RefSeq and is a predicted model, not a curated record. The transcript has 4 exons.